Molecule: messenger RNA, 3824 nt
Organism: Melanaphis sacchari
Lineage: Eukaryota; Metazoa; Arthropoda; Insecta; Hemiptera; Aphididae
Product: zinc finger protein 60-like
Exons: 5
Coding region: 552-3812 (1086 amino acids)
Biological process (GO): regulation of transcription by RNA polymerase II
Cellular component (GO): nucleus
Molecular function (GO): RNA polymerase II transcription regulatory region sequence-specific DNA binding; DNA-binding transcription factor activity, RNA polymerase II-specific
Source: RefSeq, a predicted model, not a curated record
UCCGGCAUCCUGCAUUCAGCUUUAGUGACUUCAAAAUUUCAAUUUUUCUAACGUUUGAGGGGUUUACAUACAAAUUAAUGCUGAUUUGAACCGCGAUUCCGAAAAUAAGGAGCAAAUAAACGCUAUCUGAUGGUAGCAGAACGCCGAGUCAGCCGCUUAUGACUACAAGGAAAGGUUAACAGUUUGAAUUGGUUGCGCACAAAAAUCCGUAUAAUCAAACUACAAAAUAAGUUAUUCUGUGAUCAGAAAUCGGUUUUUAACACAAUCUGAACAGCUGAACCUGCACAAAUACUCAAUACCGAAACGUUUACGUCUUCGCUGUUCUGGAUUCCAGAUUUUAUUUUCGUUGAAAUCGUUUUUAUUCUAUACAAAUUGCUCUGUGGCUUUCAGUGUGUGCUUCAAUACGUGUAACCAACAUACAGCUGUGUGAUUGAUUGAGAUUUUGGUAUAUGACCGACAAUCCAGUCUGAUUUUUGCAUUCUGGUUUCAUUGUGUGCGUGAUUGUAAUUAACUUGUCACCCAUCUCCUAGUGAUAAAAUAAAUUUUCUGAAAUGACUCCAAUGAAAGAUAACAUGAAGGUUAAAGUCACUGGUGCUGUUGAUGCUGUUACCAGGACUACAGUUGAAGAUAAUCAUGUGUCUUUGAUAAUUGAAAAUACUGAGAAUGUUAUAAAGAUUGAAACUGAUAUAUUCAAUGAUUAUGUGUGGAAUAGUACUAUCGAAAUUUCUAAAGAUGUUGCCAACGAUAAUAAUGUGAAGUUACCUUUGGAAUCUCAGGGUGUCCCAGUUAAUAAUAUUGACUUAAAUCCUAAAGAUACAAAUUAUAAAUUAUUCUACUGCAAAUAUUGUGGAAAACAGUUUAAGUUCAGAUUUGGUUUGAAUAAACAUAUUCAAAAAUGUCAUAAUCACACGCAUGAAUGCAAAUUUUGUAAACUUACUAUUGAUAAGAGUAAAUAUAAUGAACAUGUUAAAAACCAUGAAAAAGAUGAAACUAGGAUUGAUAUUACUCCUAAUAUAAAAUCGCGCAAAUUAAAUGAUGUUUGGAAAAGUGAAAUAAAUGAAUUUAAGUGUAAUAUUUGUUUUCAAAAAUGUCAUAGUGAAAAGAAUUUAGUGGAACAUAUGGAAAUUCAUGACAACGAUUCAAUACAGUGUAAUGAUUGCUUAAAGUAUGUAUUAAUUUCUAAAUUAAAUAAUCAUAUGCAAGAAUUGCAUAAUAAACAUUUUUUUAAAUGUAAGAAAUGUAACUUACUAUUUGAAAAAGAAAAAUACUUAAACUGUCAUUUAAUGCUUUGCUUAAAAAGCUCUUAUACCAAAUUCAAGCCUAAUUCAACGACUUGUUCUGCUUGUGGAAUUGCUUUUAAUAGUUAUUUAUCAUUGAAGAAUCAUAUGACUAUUGGUUGUGAGCAUUAUACUUGUAAAUAUUGUGAACAGUUUUUUAAUUCAAGGAUUUUAUGGUUAAGACAUGUGAGUGUUCAUGAAAAAGAUGAACAAUACGUAAUGUUAACAGUAAAUAACGAUAAAACAACUACAACUAGAGAACAUAAUCAAACUGAGGUUGUAAAUGAUUCUUCUUUCAAUACAAAUAAAGGACAGUUAUUAUCUACCAAUGUUACAGGAAGAAAUAGCUUAGAUCAAACUGAUUUAGUCAGCAGCAAUACAACAAUUGUAUCAACUGUUUCAAAUAAUUCAAUAACAAAUAGUUGUGUUGUUUUGAAUAGUAAUCAAGAAAAAAACUUGUGUAUAAUUAACAGAGAAACAAAUAGUUCAGAUCAAAUGAAUUUAAAAAACAAUAAUGAAUCAAUAAUUUCGACUGUUUCACAUAACUCAAUAGUGAACAAUUGCCAUAUGUUAAAUAUUAAAGAAGAAAAAAGCAUAAGUACAAAUGUCAGAGAAAGAAACAGUUUUGAUCAAAUGGAUUUAGUGAAUAGCGAUGAACCAACUAUAGCAAACAAACCUCUUGAUUUAAUGGCAAGCCCAAACCCUACUAGUAUAGAUAGUAAUAGUGUUGCAUCUAUAGUUAGGGAAACACUUUACUUCUGUAUUAAAAAAUUGCCUAAUAUUAAAAAUGUAUCUUGCAAUGACAAUUAUGAACAGACAUCGCACGUCAAUGUUAUAUUUUUAUGUAGAAUUUGUAAAAAAUCUCCAUUUUCAAAUAUACAUUUGUUUGCAUUGCAUAUGAGUGAUCACCGUGAAUGUAACAUGCAUGAAUGUAUUGUGUGUGAUAAAACAUUUAAAACUGUAUCUCUUUGGGUAAACCAUAUGAUUGUUCAUCAACAGCAAUUAGAUUUAAAUGUAUCAACAGUUCAGUGUUCUCCUAUAAAAACUGAACCUCAUACAUUAGGCUCAAUCAAAGUUGAAAAUAUGGAGUCUCAAAUUUGUACAACUUCAAAAAAUAGAAAAUUUAUAUCUUCAUCGCAUGGUUCAUAUUCAGAUAAAACAAGCUUGAAUAAUAGUGACAAAAAAAAAAUAUAUCGAUAUGACUGUAGUAUAUGUAAAAAAUUAUUUCCUUCAAAGGUUGCAUUAGAAGCUCAUCAAACACUUCAUAAUAAACCACAGUCAUUUUCUUGUAAGUAUUGUAAAAGAAUAUUUUCUAAAAAGGCUUAUUGUACAAAUCAUGAAAAAUCUCACAUUAAAAAUGAAUAUAAAAACAAAUUAUCAGCUCCUACAGAUAUCGAUUUGAAUAAUUGUAUUAAUUUAAGAAAUAAGAAGAAAUGUACAGUUUGCACCAUUUGUAAUAAACAAUUUGCAAGUGUUGGUUCCUUAAGCAAUCACAUGUAUAUUCAUUUAGAUCAUAAAUCAUACGAAUGUCAAUAUUGUAACAAAAAAUAUAUUAAGAAAGCUUAUUACAUGAAACAUGUGAAAAAACAUGUAUUCCAAAAUGGAAUUUUAAGUGCUUCCAAACUAGAAAUAAAUAAUACAACAGUUGAAGAUAAUGAAGUACCAAAAAUCGAAAAUUGUGAUGAUUUUGAGUUAGUUCAUAAUCCAGUUGAUGGAUAUUUAAAUGAUACAAAUUUAACUAACAUAAAAUUGUUUACUUGUGAUGUAUGUGAGGAAAAAUUCUCUUGUCCAUCUCAAUUGAAUCAACACCGAACGUUACAUUCUGGUAUUGUACCAUAUGUAUGCAAAAUUUGUAAUAGAUCUUUCCCCUUCAAAUUCCGAUGGAAUUUACAUUUAAAAGAACAUUAUAAAAAUAAUAUUAAAAAUUUACAAAAUAAACUUCAUACUAAUAACCAAAACUCAAAUAUUGGUAAACAAAAGAUUGAAUCUUUUCAUAAUCAAGAUACGAUGAAAUGUCAAUAUUGUAAAAAAGAAUUUAACUCAAUAUCUCAGUUGAAAAAUCAUUUAGGAAGGACCGAGGAAUGUCGUCGCCAUUGUAAAAUUAACUUUCCAGAACUUCCAUCAAAUCAAGCUUCAGAGAAUUUUACCAAAUCUUGUCGAUCUCAAUGCAAUAUUUGUAAGAAAACAUUUAGUACCUCUUACAAUCGAUUUGUACAUUUAAGAAAUGUUCACAAAAUAUUAGAUACAACAGUUUUGAAUAUUGAUAAUCAUACCAGUUUUCAAAAAGACAAAGUGAUGGAAAUAGUUCAGAACCCAGUGACUAAGGAACAAAAUAGAGAUGAUCGUAAAAAAUGUAAGUUUUGUGAUAAAUUAUACAGUAAUAAAGGUAAUUUAAGUCGCCACAUAUCUAUGGUUCACACAAACCGUUAUGAACAAAUAACCUGUCAUAUUUGUCUAAUGACAUUUAAAAACAAAUUUUCAUAUAUACCACAUUUAAAAAUGAAACACAACGACUAUUUCAAAAUGAUGAAUUAAUAAAGAAUAAAA